UUUACAAGUGUCAGUAAAGAAUCGUCUCCUACUAUUGCUGGGAAUGAACAAUUAAUUAAAUAUCUCUCUCACCAGGCGGAGUCAAGUGAUGCCUGUGCAUGCUCGAUGUCUUGACUCCCAGUAGGAAUUCCAAAAAAAAAAAUAAAAAAGAAUACAAAAUGAAAGCCACCCUGCGGCGCGUCUCGGACCCCUUGAGGUGCCAACACCUCUGGGACGCCAUCACCACCAUACGCAACCACAAGCAGCUGCCCUCAUUCGACAGAAUUCGAAGAUACAUGAGCCGCAUGCACAAUAUGGAGUCAGAUGAAGUGGAGAAGCACCUGGAGGAGUGUGCAAGCGAUAACCUCAUUGCUGUGACACGCAAAGUGGGGCAAAAGGGCUCGAAAGUCGGCAUCGAACAGGAGGGCUUCCGAUUGCCAACACCUCCGGAAGAGCCAGACCGCCACGAUUGGUACUGCUUUGAGUGCCACUCGGGGGGAAUGGUCGUGUGCUGCUCCAAGUGUUACCGGGUCUUCCACGAAGAUUGCAUCAACGUAGAGGAUAAACCAUAUAAUAACGAGCCAUUUGUGUGUGUCAUCUGUAAGAAACGCUUAUAUCAGAGAAGUGUAAAGAGUCGAAUUAGCAGAGAAGAAUUAAACAUGCUCUUAGCUUUUACAGUAGGAAGACUCAAGGAGAGAAUGAUUCUCCCGACGCAGCUCCCAGUAAACAUCCUGGAGAGGGUGAUCCCGGCCCCAUCUCAGAAGCCUGGCGUGUUCCUGAGUGACCGCGCAGCCACCAGCCAGCACACUCUCACACGUUCAGAUCAGCUGAGUGGGGUGUCUGCCUCCGAGCCAUGGAGAGCGCAGUUGCUCCUCCACCACCAGAUGGACCUCAAUACCAUGGAGCAGAAGACCAUCGACUGCAGAUACAAGACCAUUUAUGAUUUUGAGAUUGACGCUUUAACCAUUGUACAUAAUGUAGUUAUCUAUCAAGGAGUCCACAGCAGUAUGGCAGACAUGGCGCGGCAGAUGUUGCGUGACUGUCAGUACGACCUGGUGGAACUCGAGCAGUGCAAAGACUGCUACCGUAUGUCCAACGAAAAGUCCGACAAAUACUGGUUCUGUAAGCCAUGCAGACCGCCACACCAGCUUGUAUAUGCCAAGCAGAAAGGCUUUCCAUAUUGGCCCGCUAAGGUAAUUAAAGUAGAAAACGACCUUUACGACGUUCGGUUCUUCGGUAGCCAGCAUCAGAGAGCCGUCAUCGAAAAAACACAUAUUCGUCCAAUAUCAGUUAACAUUCAUACUCUGCAGGUAAAAAGGACAUCAGCCUGGAACAAGGCAUGUGAGGAGCUCAAAAAACACCAGGAGUUACUCUCUUCCGUUGGCACCGAGCCAGACUUGCGCAACUCCCGUACCGACAACGACAAGAUGCUUACAGAUAACCUCAGACACCAAACGCAACUGCUGUCGACGCCGCCCAAGAAAGAAGUGAAGGAAGAAGAGGAUGGCAGUGGAAGUGACGAAGGCAUGAACGAAGCGGAUGAGAAUGAUGAUGAAGACGACGAUGAAGAAGAGGAGGAGGAAGACGAGCGUGAAGGAGGGGAAGAAGAGGAGGUGGAGGAGGAGGAGGAGAGAGAAGAAGAGCAAGCCUCAUCGAUAUCGUCCACCUCAAGAGCCAAACGCUCCAAAAUGAGAAAGAAAGAACCUCCAGCGCCAGAAGAUGUGGUUUCAUCAUCCAGCCAGGAACUCCCCACGCGAUCAAUAGGGGUCCAGACGUCCAUGAGGUUAAUGAAGAUGGUUUUGGAAGAAUUUGGUGAGCGUAGCAACAAAAGAAGCAAAGACACAGAGAAAGCCAUGAGAGACCUGGCAGAGAAGCUCCGCCGAGAAUACGAGAGUGAGAAGCAGAAGGUGAUCCAGUCGACGAUGAAACAGAUGGAGAAGGAGAUGGAGAGAGUCAAGGAAGAGUACAGGAACAAGAUCUCCGACAUUGAAGACAAGCACAAGCACAUCAUCUCAGACACCAAGAAGAAACAAUGGUGCUGGACGUGCGAAGCCGAGGCAAUCUACCACUGUUGCUGGAAUACGGCUUACUGUUCGAUUGAGUGCCAGCAGGUACAUUGGCACAAAGAACAUAAAAAGCUUUGCCGCAGAAAGAGGUAAUUUAGUGCAAAUAGUGGGGCUGUGUUUGAUGUGAGAUACAAGAAGAGUGAGUUUUAUUAGUAUUGUCAUUGGUUUGCUGUUAUUAUCAUUAUUAA
Molecule: messenger RNA, 2233 nt
Organism: Penaeus indicus
Lineage: Eukaryota; Metazoa; Arthropoda; Malacostraca; Decapoda; Penaeidae
Product: zinc finger MYND domain-containing protein 11-like
Exons: 16
Coding region: 99-2138 (679 amino acids)
Biological process (GO): regulation of transcription elongation by RNA polymerase II; regulation of signal transduction
Cellular component (GO): nucleus
Molecular function (GO): transcription corepressor activity; DNA binding
Source: RefSeq, a predicted model, not a curated record